AUGAUCCAGAUGCAACGACCCAGACAUAAUGAGAAGAGGACCCACACUGCACACACCCCGAAGAGAUAUCCUCAAGCCCCUACUUUGAUUACACGCAAACUACCCUCACGGUACAUCCCCCCACCCGACACCAGCGACACCGAAAAGGCGCAACAAACAGGCAUA
Messenger RNA from Pelobates cultripes (western spadefoot toad), 165 nucleotides. The record is from the annotation of a GenBank genome assembly. Lineage: Eukaryota; Metazoa; Chordata; Amphibia; Anura; Pelobatidae.